UAGUUUGGAUACUGAGAAUGAUGAUGAAGACCUUCCUGUGGAGGUCAAGGCUGAGCGGGAGAAAGCACGGAGGUUGGCAAACAACACCCGUGAGCGGCUGCGCGUGAGGGACAUCAACGAGGCUUUUAAGGAGUUGGGCCGCAUGUGUCAGCUCCAUCUGAGCUAUGAGAAACCACAAACCAAAUUGAUCAUACUGCAACAAGCAGUAAAUGUUAUACUCAACCUGGAGCAGCAAGUUCGAGAGCGUAAUUUGAAUCCUAAAGCUGCUUGUCUCAAGAGGAGAGAAGAGGAAAAAGUUUCAGGUGUUGACCCUCAGAUGCAGCUGACUGGGGGACACUCAGCUUUAGGAGGGGACGGAAACAACUCUGUGAGCCAUAUGUAAUCCUCAGUUCCUGUUGAUUGUACAGCCUUCAUAUCAUGUGGCCUUAUCUGUCAUAUUCAUGCAUUCAGUGUGGGUAAAGCAAGCACACAUGCGCACACUGACUCAGCAGGUGGCCACUUUCCAGGACAGGAAUUCAAGCACAACAAGUAAAAAAAAAAAUUAAAGGAAAAGGUCGGAUCAUGACGACUGAGGACAUUGCUCAACAUUAGGAUGCUCUUAAAAUGACAUUUUUGUGUAAAGUUGCUUUAUUCUCGGGAGCAAAUUUCACCUGGAUCAAACACUUUUGGAUCAACUGCUCAUGUGAGCAGAGUUUGGAUUUAUACGGACGGAUAGUUAUCGGCAUUCCCUUCAGAAAAAGAGGUCUUAUGUUUUUCAGAAACAAAGAGGGAGGAGUUAUAUCUUGUUGAAAAAAAGCUUGGGUCAUUGUGCUUUAAAAAAAGUUUGUGUUUGACUUAAAAAAAGCAACAACAAAAAAAUGUAAGACUGAUUGAAAAGCUGACUGGUGUUUUGGAUUUGCUGGUAUUUUUCUUGGAUUUAUUGCAGCGGCUGAACGUGUGCAGCAGCCGAGUGUGUUACUGGGACAAUUUUAUUGCUUGUUUCGCCUCCCAGUCUCCACUUUGAAAAGUCUUUUGCAUCUGUUACUGUCACUGCCAUGCAAGUGGAAUGGAAAGACUGGCAGAGAGAGACGCCACCACUGAGGGAAGCCCAGGACUCUGCAUAAAUACUGGAUCCACUCUCUCACCGAGGCUGUUGUUGGACUUUCUUCACUAUUGUGAAGUCGAUUUUCACUCAGACGGGUCAGAGCCAGCAUCAGCCUGUUGCCCCGCAUCCUUAUCCAAGAAGAAGUCGUGUUGGAGCAAAUUCUUGCAGACAAAUAAGUAUUGAAAAGGGAUCAUAAGUGUUACCUUUGGGAGAAUUCUCUCUUUUGCCAUUGACUGACUUGUUUUGGUUGCUCUCUGUUGAGCAGUUGCUGUUUUUGUCCCUCAACCCUAUUGAACAAUUGUGGAACCUGUUAUAAGGAUCUUCCUUUUUUUUGAUAAUUUAUAUAUAUACAGUUUUUUUAUUUUUGUUUUUUACUUUUGUAAUAUAGUUGUCAGAGGUUUUUUGUGAGUUUUUUUUUUCUUUGUUACAUUGUUUUAAUGUAAGAUGACUCAAAUUAGCUUCCAGGAACAAACUGGUGUUUUCUUUGGUGCCAGAGGCUUUGAAACAUUAAAAUUGAUGACCUUUUUUAUGUUCAUUAUCAUCACAUGUUGUGAUAUUGUUUUUUUAUUUUCUAAACACAAAACACGUUGCAAUUGGCUUUUAUUUUUGCACACUGCCUAACAUCCAGGUCUCUAAUGAGUUUAAGGUAGAGGCAGACAAAGUGGCCAUCACUCUUAACUUUCAGCUAAUCAUGAACUCCGUGUUGACUCUGAAAGGAUGGCCUUAGUCAUUUUCCUCCCCUUGGAAGUUGAUGAUUUCUUUCUAGUGCCUGAUAUGUGUUUGUGACAUGUAAGAUAAUGUUGUAUUCAUUAAAAAAAAGAAAAAAAAAAAAGAAAAGUACCUUCUCGUAUUACAGAUGUAGAUAAAUAAGUUUACUUCAGUGACAUCUUUUGAAUGAAGCAAUAAGUCUGCUUCAGUAUAUGCGUGUCAUUAGAUGUUCACUGAUAAAUAAUGUGGUCUACAACUUUGACACUUAUUGUAAUAAAAGUUUACUUCCCAUUUUUAUGAUUUUUUUAUAUGGUUUUGUUCUGGAUUGGCAUGUGUGCUGAAAUACAUGUCACAGUGUCGUAGUUUUAUAUUGUACGUUUAUUUGUUACGAUAUUUCUCACAUUUCUGACUUAAAGACAACCCUCAAGAUAUAGUUUUCUUUAUCAGCUACUUAAACCUAGCUACUAAAGACUUUAUUAAACCAUAAAUCUGCAUCGAUAUAGCCUCUAAGAUAACACUUGUGUUUCUUGUAUUUGUCUGUUUCUUUUUUUUGUUUUGUUUUUUUUGGUUAAAUGUUAAUAGUGCUGUCCUCUGUGAAAGAUGACCUGCAACAGUUAUGUCUUCUCUCAUGUUUGAGGACAAAAUCUAUCUAUGGUUUGUCUUCAAAGUGCCUCAAGUUUGCUAUUUUUAUAAAUAUAUAAAUAAAAUAGAUAUCAAGAACUGUUGUGUACAUAACAGUGAAGUAGCAAUAAAUGUUCCAGUUUUAAUAAA
Oryzias melastigma (Indian medaka) is the source of this 2563-nucleotide messenger RNA. RefSeq names its product transcription factor E2-alpha. The record is from RefSeq and is a predicted model, not a curated record. Gene Ontology annotation, molecular function: DNA-binding transcription factor activity, RNA polymerase II-specific; RNA polymerase II cis-regulatory region sequence-specific DNA binding; protein dimerization activity. Gene Ontology annotation, biological process: regulation of transcription by RNA polymerase II. Lineage: Eukaryota; Metazoa; Chordata; Actinopteri; Beloniformes; Adrianichthyidae. Gene Ontology annotation, cellular component: transcription regulator complex.